UUAAUUACCUUUUUGUUGAUUAAUUUCUUGUUUUGAUUGGAGCUUGGAGGAGUUUGUCAAUGGCUCAUUUGGGUGAAAGACGAGGCUCGGGCCGCUCCAGAUCCAGGAGUGCUGCUGUCUCUCAGACGGAUGAUCAGGAGCUUGAGAGACGUGGCUCUGGUGACGGCGCUCAGGAACCGCUGCCAAACCCAAACCAGCCGCUGAGCCAAGAGCUGCCUGGAUACAUCGCACCUCUGCCUUCAGAGUUGGCCGUUUCUGUGUCCACAGAUCAGCCUCACAGGAAGAGGAAGUGGCAGAGCGGCAGCCAGGAGGAUGAGCAUCCGUCUCCUUCAUACAGAAGAGCUGCCAAACGCUCCCGCAGAGAAGCGUAUGUGAAGGGCCCAUUGCUGGGGCGAGGAGGAUUCGGCUCUGUGUAUGCUGGGACCCGCAGGUCUGAUGGACUGCCAGUUGCCAUCAAGUACGUCUCUAAACGAGGAACACAGAGACUGAGAGUUGAAGGUCAGGGUCGGCUGCCGCUGGAGGUGGCGUUGAUGACCCUGGUCAAUUCGGCUCCUGCCUGCCCCAACGUCCUGCAGCUGCUGGAGUGGUUUGACCGUCCCAGACGCUACACCAUGAUCCUGGAGCGCCCGCUUCCUUGCCAAGAUCUGGAGAGUUUCUGUGAGGAGAACGGACGCCUGGAGGAGAGUCUGGCCAAGAAAGUGCUGCUGCAGCUGAUCACGGCGCUGAAACACUGCGAGAGCCGUGGAGUCCUGCACCGGGACGUCAAACCAGAGAACCUGCUGAUCUCCACAGACUCACAUGACAUCAAGCUGCUGGACUUCGGCUGUGGAGAUCUGCUGAAAGACUCGGCCUACAAACACUUUGCAGGCACUCUUCAGUACGCCCCUCCUGAGUGGUUUCGGCAUCACCGUUAUCAUGCGGGACCGGCUACGGUUUGGUCAGUGGGGGUGACGCUCUACCACGUCCUGUGCAGCUGUUUCCCCUUCAGAGGCGCAUUGAGGGUCACCUCCAAAAGCAGACUGCUCUUUCCUAGAGAGCUGUCGACAGGCAAGAGACAGAAAUCAGGUCCAGAUCCAGGUGAAGCGUGUGGUUUUGUGUUCCUGAACACUGUGUUGUGUGUAACAGAGUGCCGUCAGCUGAUUCGCUGGUGCCUCAGUGCAGCGGCAUCAGAUCGGCCCAGUUUAGACGACAUUGAGCGCCACCCCUGGUUACACUGAGCAGGUGGCCAGUGACACACACUUAUCUGACUCACAGCAGUCAUGGCUGGAUUGUCUUGUUAGGAUCAGACUAGAUAAAUGCUUCUGAUUGUUUGUAUAGGGUGAGCAGGAGUGACACAGGAAGUGCAGAGAACAGCUUCCUGAUCACCUACAGAAAGAGCAGAGGAUCAUGGACUAAUGGCCGCCACACAAUGAAGGGUUUUGAUCCUCUGCUCCAGUCUGUGAGGGGCUCUGUGUGGAUGCUGGAGGAGUCUGAACACACAGCAGCUGAAACCUCAGCCCGACGGGCCACAGAUCAAUAUGUGUAGUUUCUCCACAAAUACAGUCGAGAGAAGGGAGAAAAGUGUCAAGAAGCAGAACAGGAUCAGAAAGAGUCUGGGGCAGAGUGUUAACUAGCAUAAUGUAUUCAUGGAAAAAAGUCCACUUGGUGUUAGACAGAAUUUAAGUCACCAAAAAAUUAAGUAGUAAUUCAAGUAGUCCCCACAAUG
Molecule: messenger RNA, 1705 nt
Organism: Carassius auratus (goldfish)
Lineage: Eukaryota; Metazoa; Chordata; Actinopteri; Cypriniformes; Cyprinidae
Product: serine/threonine-protein kinase pim-3-like
Exons: 6
Coding region: 60-1217 (385 amino acids)
Biological process (GO): protein autophosphorylation; regulation of mitotic cell cycle; negative regulation of apoptotic process
Cellular component (GO): cytoplasm
Molecular function (GO): ATP binding; protein serine/threonine kinase activity
Source: RefSeq, a predicted model, not a curated record